Molecule: messenger RNA, 2880 nt
Organism: Kalmanozyma brasiliensis GHG001
Lineage: Eukaryota; Fungi; Basidiomycota; Ustilaginomycetes; Ustilaginales
Exons: 2
Coding region: 1-2880 (959 amino acids)
Biological process (GO): apoptotic process; negative regulation of toll-like receptor 9 signaling pathway
Source: RefSeq, a predicted model, not a curated record
AUGAGUCCGCUUCGGAUUCCCGGCUCAUCCGAGCCUUAUAGUGUCGACGCCGCAGCUGACAGAUCACCACCCAUAGACUCGGACGAAGAGCGUCGUCUCAACGCCGUGCCAGACUACCCUCAGGUUCAGCGCAAAUCAGCCAACAGCAACGCCAGCACUCCAUCCAGAAGUCAGUCCUCACCCACCAGUCCCGCCGUCGCAGGACCAUCAAGGUCCGGUUCUGGAAACAAUGAGACACCAACACCAGGCCAUUCAAAGAAGAAGUCGAUCGGAUCCAAGCUGAUCUCCAAGUUCAAGUCGUCAUCCACAGACGACAAGGCGGAGCCAUCUAGCAGUCCUCAUUCCCAAGCCAGCAGCGGCUCACGCACGCCCGCCAAAUUUCAGCGAGAUGAUGGUAGCGACUCGGAGGUGAAAGCCCAUCAGCUUCAGCAGGCACUCUUCAAAGAGCAGCAGAAGCGCGCAAAGCAGAAGCAAGCUUCGUUUGGCAGCAUGGAUGGCCUUCGACAUCGAGGUUUCUUCGGCAAGAAACCAAAACAGGCCCAUCAGGGUGGCGACGUAGAGGAACAUGAUCUUCGCCGCGACUCUGAAGAGACAACUCGAUACUUCCCAGAACAGACUACCGACCGAGACAGGUCACAUAGCGAUGCCACGCGGCACUUUCCUGGAGGUCUGUACAACACCGAAGACGCCAGAACCGAUGCGCGACUCAUUCGCGAAAGAGAUGCCUCCCAGCGUUCACACGGCCAGCUGCCCAGACAGUCCGAAAGCAAACUACAUCAUGAAGCGGACAUCUUCGCCGGCGAAGGCGACCAGAACGAAGACCUCUUCGGUGUUGGUUACGACCACGAGUACGACUCGGACGAUUCCGACGAUACCAUUGCACAUCUCAUCCGAGAGGCUGAUGGCUAUGACAGCUUAAGAAACAACACCAAUGGUGAUUUCUCCGCUGGAAUCAGCUUCGACACGCUUCAAGCUGUUCGCGAGCGAUCGCACUCCCUCAGCCAAAACAAGGAUGCCCAGAGCCUCCACAGUGCCUACUCAGGAGGCGCCUCCAAGGCUCUCAGCCAGCCGCUGUUGGAGCUCGAAGAUAUCGAGCUCGAGACUUUUAUGCAGAGCUUCGCUCGCCACACAAAAGAAAUCACCGUCACCCGUCCUACCGGCCAGCAAAAGUAUCGGAUGCCAAGGUGGGACGAUUUCCGUGUCUCGCCAGAGGACAACGCAGCCGCGGACCCGGACAAGAAGCGGCCGUCCAUGCUGUCCAGGGUCGACCGUGGUCUUCAGCAUCUGUCGAACAAUUUGUCACCGAACGGAGCACAGGAUCGAAGCAAAGCAGACACAACGGACGGGUCAAAGUCUCGUUCCACCGAGGAAGAGGGAGUCACUGAGUCUGCUUCCGACACGAAUGCUCUCAAUUCAACGCCACAGACGCCGUCCAAGAAGAAGUCGAAAGACAAGACAAAGAAGAAAAGCGCUUCGAAACAAGGCGGGGCAGCCAACGAUCUGGAUGAGGAUUGGGACCUUAUCGUUCCCUCCUCCGGCAACCCCGACCGCUUCGAGGCCAUCUCGGCCCACGACGAGCUUCGUGUCAAUGCAGAGGACGAAGGCAUCGAUAGUGUCGCCUUCUGCAUCGCCUACAUCCUCGCCCUGGUCGAGCGUCUGGCCCCGGAAGAGAUUGAGCAUCACCCCGUCACACGGUAUCGCGAAGGUUUGAUCCGCUCUCAUCUCGAGCGCCUCUACACCAUCGCCCCCUUCUGGGAGCAGCUCGGCCGCCGAACCCGUCGGCUGUACCGGUGGGAGGAGCCCAGGACGACCGCUGCAGCCGCCAUGAUCUACUUUGUGCUCUGGUACACCAACAUGAUCCCCACCGCCUUCAUCCUCAUGCUCAUGUUCUACAUUAUGCGAUUCAAGUACUUCCCUCCCUCCGAGAGUUAUCUUCAUGAUAAGGUCAAGAUGCGCAUGGCGCGUGGGCAGGCCGCCAACACGCUCUCCGAGAAGCUGCGCCGACGUAGUCGACUCGACAUCCUCAACAUCUAUCGGCGAUGGAUCAUCACAUUUGGUGCACCUACACAGGAAGGCAUGGGGUAUGUCGCCGAUUUCCACGAGAAAGUCAAGAACCUCAUCCUGUGGCGUAACCCUGCUGCGAGUCGACGCACCAUGAUCCUGUUUGGCGUGCUCAACCUGUUUGUCACCUUUGCGCCCUCGCAUUACAUCUCUAAGACGGUGUUCUUCUUUCUGGGAAUCACGUUCUUCUGCCUCCUGCCGCUGCAGAGCUACUUCCCAUCGCAUCGCAAAGCACUCUCGCCAUUCUGGUGGGGCACAUUCGGAGCGCCAACCGAUGCGCAGUUCGCUGUGCAGCUGCUGCGUAAGCGCCAUCUGGACGUCGACCGCUUUGCAGGGCAGCUGAACACCGCCGACGAUGUCCGUCGCGCAGUGCAAUCAUCUAAAAGCAACUCCAAGAUCAAACCUCGCCCAGACCGGCGCGAAGAGGGCAUCGCCUACGACCAGAUCGACGAUCCCUCGCGCGCUAGUGUCGACUACGUCGAGAUGAGCAAGGAUUCGACGCUCAAGCCGCGCAAGCUCGGCAGCUUCUUCUGCCAGUACAAGGGCUUGCCCGGUCGCCUGCAUGUCAACACCAAGUACCUCUACUUUACACCGCUCCACUCGCCGUCGCAGAAGAGGGGCCGUACGCCCGUCGAGGCCAUCGAGUCGAUCAUCAAGACCAAGAGCAUCCGGCUGAUGGUAUGGAGCUCGUUGGGGUUGAAGAUUGUGAGGAACAAUGGAAAGGCGCCGCUGCUGCUGGCAAACCUGCCGAACAGAAACGAGGCGUUCAACUUGAUCCUUGCCGUCACCGCGAAUGCCGGUGCCAAAGCGUACUCGUGA